AUGGGCUUUCGCGGAGGUAAAUUUACUUGGAAGCGAGGAAGAAUGGAGCGAACUUUCUUGGCGAAACGUUUGGAUAGAUUAUUAUGCUGUGCACAAACGAGAUUGACUUGGCAGGAAGCUACUGUAACGCAUCUCUCUUUCUUGUCAUCUGAUCAUGCCCCACUGUAUGUGCAGUUGUCACCAGUGUCAGCUAGUGACCCGAAAAGACGUCCUUUCCGCUUUAAGGCGGCAUGGCUACAGCAUCCGAACUUCAAGGAGCUUGUUUCUACCUCGUGGAAAGGUAAUCAUGGUACUAAUGCAGCGUUGGUAGAAUUGCGGAAAGUACUUAUCAGAUUGAACAAGGAGGUCUUCGGAGAUGUAGUGAGACGUAAGGAGUAUCUCUUGUGGGAAAUUAAUGAGGUACAAGAUGCGUUGGAGAGAGGGCCAUCAGAUACGUUACUGGCAAGGGAAGAUGUGUUGAUUAAAGAGCUUGAUGUGGUUCUGGAGCAGGAGGAGAUGCUAUGGUUUCAGAAGUCACGAGAAAAGUGGAUACCUUUGGGAGAUCGGAACACUCGCUUCUUUCAUACGUCUACGGUAAUCCGGCGGCACAAGAACAUAAUUGAUAUGCUCAAGAAGGAAGACGGGAACUGGACCGCUGAUGCGCAGGAAAUGGAGUCACUUGCAAUAUCUUACUUCAAACUACUCUAUUCCAUGGAAGAUGUUGAGGCAGUAGUUGACAAAUUACCGGCUAAUGGCUUCGCACAACUGUUCCGGGAGGAGAAGAAUCACUUACACAGGGGGUUCUCGGCGUUGGAGGUGGAGUCAGCCGUUCGUAGCAUGGGGAGAUAUAAAGCCCCGGGGCCGGAUGGGUUUCAACCGGUAUUUUACCAAAGCUGUUGGGACACGGUGGGCUCUUCAGUCACCAGAUUUGUAUUGGAUUUCUUCGCUACAUGGGAUUUACCUCCAGGUACCAAUGAUGUUCUACUGGUGCUGAUUGCGAAGGUGAGCAAGCCGGAGAGUAUUACACAGUUCCGCCCUAUCAGCCUAUGUAAUGUAAUCUUCAAAACUAUAACGAAGACAUUGGUGGAAAGGCUUAAGGCAGUAGUAUCUAAACUCAUAGGCCCGGCGCAGGCGAGCAUCAUACCCGGCCGUUUGAGUACUGAUAAUAUUGUUCUGGUUCAGGAAGCAGUCCAUUCAGUGCGACGCAAGAAAGGGCGUGGAGGGUGGAUGCUUUUAAAACUCGACUUGGAAAAAGCUUAUGAUCGGAUCCGGUGGGAUAUUUUAGAAGAUACACUCAAUGCGGUGGGGUUUAAUGAUACUUGGAUUCAAUGGAUUAUGCGCUGUGUGUCGGGGCCAGUUAUGAAUUUGCUUUGGAACGGAGAGAAAACUGAAGCUUUCACACCAUUGAGAGGAUUGAGGCAAGGUGAUCCGAUCUCUCCAUAUCUGUUUGUUUUGUGUAUGGAAAGACUUUGCCACAUGAUAGAGAGCGCGUCAAGGCAGAAAGUAAGCCUAGAAAAGUCAACGAUAUUCUUCUCCGGCAACGUUUCUUGGGAGUUGGAGCAAAGCAUCAGUAAAGCGUCUGGCAUCCGAUCAUCGCAUGACUUGGAAAAAUAUUUAGGAAUGCAUGUGUUGCACAAGCGCUUGAACAAGAACACGUUUGGAGAAGUGUUGGAGAGAGUUUCUGCGAAGCUGGCUGGCUGGAAGAGUUGUACACUGAGCAUGGCGGGAAGAUUAACUCUCACAAAGUCAGUAUUGUCUUCAGUACCGGUUCACUCAAUGAGCUUUAUACUCUUGCCUAAGUCUACAUUGGCGAGUCUAGAUAAGAUCUCGAGAUCAUUCUUGUGGGGAAGCACCGCGGAGAAGAAGAAACAGCACUUGGUUUCGUGGAAGAAGGUCUAUCUUCCAAAGGCAGAGGGAGGGCUUGGCAUCCAGACCUCAAAAGAUAUGAACCUAGCAAUGAUAGCAAAGGUGGGAUGGAGACUACUCCAGGAGGAAGAAUCCCUCUGGGCGAGGGUUAUGUGGAAAAAAUAUCGGGUUGGAGAUAUUCACGAUCCGAGUUGGCUACUUCCUAAGAGCUCUUGGUCAGUCUUAUGGAAAGGUGUAGUGAGAGGAUUGAAGGAGGUCGUAUGGCCAGGGCAUUAUUGGGUUGCUGGUGAUGGUGAGAACAUUAAAUUCUGGACAGACAAUUGGAUUUCGGAGGAGCCUCUGGUGAACUCGGCGACAGGAAACCUCCCAGUGGAGGCUCGCUCUUGGCUCGUGAAAGACGUUUGGAGAGAUGGUGUGGGUUGGGAUAUCCCCAAACUUAGCCUGUAUCUGCCAUAUCACGUUGUUUUGGAGCUGAUGGCAGUAGUCCUCGACCAUGUCACAGGAGCUCGAGACAGACUAGCUUGGAAGGGGAGCUCUAAUGGAUAA
Microthlaspi erraticum is the source of this 2391-nucleotide messenger RNA. The record is from the annotation of a GenBank genome assembly. NCBI's taxonomy places the organism in Eukaryota, Viridiplantae, Streptophyta, Magnoliopsida, Brassicales, Brassicaceae.